GAACCUGGAGCAGCAGAAGCAGAAUUUGCUCGUCUUGGUGCAGUGUUGGUUCUCAAAAAGUUCUACACAUAUCACUCUCCAGAUCCCCUUUUUAUCCCCAAGGAAGGAUGGGGUUCUCCUGACAGUGAAAUCCCAUUGCCUUCUUGGCUCUCGAAAGAUGACAUCAAAUAUUAUGCUAGCAAAUUUGAGAAGACUGGUUUUACAGGAGGACUGAACUACUAUCGGUGUUUAGACUUAAAUUGGGAGCUUACAGCACCAUGGACUGGGGCACACAUAAAGGUACCAGCAAAGUUCAUUGUGGGAGAUGUAGACCUGACUUACCAUGCACCUGGAGUCCAGGACUACAUACAGAAGGGUGGUUUCAAGAAUGAUGUUCCAUUACUUGAGGAAGUAGUUGUAAUGAAAGGAGUAGGCCACUUCAUCAACGAGGAAAAACCACAUGAAGUUACCGAGCAUAUUUGCAAAUUCAUCAAGAAAUUCUGAUUUGCAAUUAUACUUUCUUUAAGCUCAUGCAGUCAUCUAUGUUGCAUAUAAAUAAAGCAAUUCUGUCCAACAGCUGUGGAAGCUGUUGUGCUAUUGUAUAUCUAUGUAACUUGUGUGCAUUUGUUUUGGUCUCGGUGGAUUUUCUCUUGUUUUUAGCAACUGAUUGGUAAAAGAUGUCGCUGUGGUGUGAAUUGUUGGAACCGAUCAUUAAAUAUAACUCACAGUGCAUGUUUUAUGAGUCGC
Messenger RNA from Elaeis guineensis (African oil palm), 726 nucleotides. Lineage: Eukaryota; Viridiplantae; Streptophyta; Magnoliopsida; Arecales; Arecaceae. The record is from RefSeq and is a predicted model, not a curated record.